GCGAAGCGGCCGCCAUAGCAACGGCGGGAUGAACGCGCCUCCGGCCUUCGAGUCCUUCCUGCUCUUCGAGGGCGAGAAAAAGAUCACCAUCAACAAGGACACCAAGGUGCCCAACGCCUGCCUGUUCACCAUCAACAAGGAGGACCACACGCUCGGCAACAUCAUCAAGUCGCAGCUGCUCAAAGACCCGCAGGUGCUGUUUGCAGGGUACAAGGUCCCACACCCUCUGGAACAUAAAAUCAUCAUCCGUGUCCAAACCACGCCAGAUUACAGCCCCCAGGAGGCUUUCACCAAUGCCAUCACAGACCUGAUCAGUGAGCUCUCCCUCCUGGAGGAGAGGUUCAGGGUUGCAAUUAAGGACAAACAAGAAGGAAUUGAGUAAAAUGGAGCAGACUGUUACUUCUGAGGCAGAAUGACGUGUCUGUUACUGGAUGAAAUAUUUAAACCUCCACUCAUGGCAAAAAUUUUCCCCCCCUGUCCCACUUCUGUUUAAUUUUUGACAGCAAUAUUUUAAUUUUUAUUUUCAUAGCCAACAGGCACUUUGCCAAGAGGAUAAAUGUCAUGUUGGAUUUGGUGGAUAAGUCAUUAAAGUGAUUUUUAGUUUUCUAA
Messenger RNA from Melozone crissalis (California towhee), 609 nucleotides. RefSeq names its product RNA polymerase II subunit J (gene POLR2J). Gene Ontology annotation, molecular function: DNA binding; protein dimerization activity. Gene Ontology annotation, biological process: transcription by RNA polymerase II. The record is from RefSeq and is a predicted model, not a curated record. The transcript has 4 exons. Lineage: Eukaryota; Metazoa; Chordata; Aves; Passeriformes; Passerellidae. Bases 29 to 382 code for a protein of 117 amino acids. Gene Ontology annotation, cellular component: RNA polymerase II, core complex.